This is a messenger RNA of Anopheles maculipalpis, 2019 nucleotides long. RefSeq lists its product as uncharacterized. The transcript is spliced from 3 exons. Lineage: Eukaryota; Metazoa; Arthropoda; Insecta; Diptera; Culicidae. The record is from RefSeq and is a predicted model, not a curated record.
AUGUCGAACCUUAAACGUGCUCGUCAAACUGGUAGUUUCUAUCGCCGUGUAGAUAAGUUAUUGAGACCAAACUCUGCGGAUGAGGAUGCUGCAGAAGCAGGACCGAGUGGACAAGGAUUGUCGCAAGAGUCCGAAGUUAAAGAUUCACCUGUAGAGCUAGAGCACCUGCAGGAGGAUGUGGAUUUUGAACAACUUGAAGGAGAAGAUACGGCGAGCAUAAACUACAUCGAUAUCGACGACGAUUUCUCCGACGACAGCGAUGUGGAAGAUGAAACUACCCUAACCGUCGAGAAACUUUCCAUCGUAGACGGCAUCCGUUUCUGGGCAUUAUCGACUAAUGCUACUCAUACUUCGAUCAACUUAAUUCUGCGAGUAUUUAAAAGAGCUAACGUCAAAGUGCCUGCAACAGCAAAAACAUUAUUGAAGACUAAACGUAAUGUUUCUUCUGAGAUAACCGAGCUCGGCGGAGGACAAUUUUGGUACCAUGGUGUUAAAAAUCACCUUUUGAAAUAUUUCUGCACAAAAUAGCCGCCAUCUAAGCAGCUGUCCUUGACUCUGUCGAUAGAUGGACUUCCUUUGCACAACAAUAGCACAAUGCAGUUUUGGCCGAUAAUGUUUUCGAUACACGAAAUUCCACGAGCACCUGUUAUGACUGCUGGCAUCUUCUGUGGCUUGAAGAAACCGGAAAACUUAGAAGAGUUUCUGCGCUCUAUCGUCGAGGAAUUGAAUUCCUUAUCGGAUGGCGUCACAAUUCAGGGUGAAAAUGUUGCCGUGAAGAUUAGGACCAUCGUUGCAGACACACCAGCUAGAGCAUUCAUCAAAGGAGUCACAGGCCAUACAGGAUAUGGAGCGUGUUUGAAAUGCACUAUUCCCGGCGAAUACAAUAGCGCAUCGCGUACUGUAACUUUCCCUGGUGUUAAUUAUCCUAAACGUACCGACGAAGGAUUUAGAAACGAUAAGUAUCCAGGGCACCGCAAAAUACCGACACCUCUUUUGGAUCUGUUGCACUUCAAUAUGAUCGAUGACGUGAUUGUAUCGGACCGAUUGCAUCUCAUCGAUCUUGGUGUGGUGAAGCGUCUUUUUCUAGGCUGGCGUGACGGGACCUUGGGCAAGAAACGAUGGUCAGCCCAACAACGCAUGAAAAUUUCAAAACCUCUGGAAAAGUUGCUUUUACCUUCCGAGAUCCAUCGAAAAGUGCGCUCCAUCGAUAGUGCGCAUUUCUGGAAAGGAUCUGAAUACGCUUCUUUUCUCCACUAUGCCGCUAUAGUGAUACUAAAGGAACACCUUCCAGACGACAUGUACAAACACUUCAUGUUGCUGUUUUGUGCCGUAACGUUGCUGUCAUCCACCGUGUACAAGCAGAAGUGGCAGCUGGCAGGGCAGAUGCUGGAAAAAUUUGUUCAGGAUUUUGCCACUGUGUACGGCGGACAGUUCAUGAGCAGCAACGUUCAUAACCUGCAGCAUGUCUAUGAAGAAGUGGCACGUUUAGGGCCCUUACCCUCCAUUUCUACGUAUCCUUUCGAAAACGAACUUCAGCACUUGAAGCGUCUGCUGCGAAGUGGAUGGAGAAAUUUGGAACAGGCCGUUAACCGACUUUCCGAGUUGAGUGAAUUCCGAAUGCCUCGAUCGCAAUUUAUGAAUUAUCCAACAAUUAAGCAACACGGAAAAACAGUGACUCUCUACCUUCGUCAAAACAUCAUGUUGCAAAAUACAGAGAGAAACUGCUGGUUUCUACUUAAAGAUCAGGAAAUCGUGCAGUUCAGUACAGCGACGAUAGAAUUGAGUGAUAGAAUCGACAGCCUGUGCAUCCGAGGCCGAAUGAUUAAUCUAAAAGGUUUAGUGUUUGACGAACCGUACGAGUCUAGCGAAAUGUACAUUUACAAAGGAUGCGCUAACACUUUAGGAGGAGCGAACGUGGAAAUCCGUUACAAUCAAAUAUUUUGUAAGCUAGUUGCUAUACCAACUGGUAACAAAGACGAAAUAAUAUUUAUUCCCUUACUGCACACGAUAGUACAAUAA